Amoebophrya sp. A25 is the source of this 6154-nucleotide messenger RNA. The record is from the annotation of a GenBank genome assembly. NCBI's taxonomy places the organism in Eukaryota, Dinophyceae, Syndiniales, Amoebophryaceae.
GAAAACCGAAAUGACGAAGGUGUUCAUUGAGUCGAGGAGACACGCCUAGGUAUGGUAAGAACAAAACAAUAAGUAGUAGUUUAGUCGUUGAACAAGAAGAGGAACCAAAAUGAGGGAAACAAGUAGGAAGUGGAAAGGAGGAGCGAAAAUGAAAAUAUUGAUACAGAUACAUCUUAUUCAGGCUUAAAAAUUGCUUACGUAGAAAAAUUCCAACCCCGAUCAAAACACACGACAGCCUCAGGAACAAUUUGGACCACAACGUCCAUGAAAUUCGCAUAUUUGCAUGUUUUUCUAUCAUAUUUACGCCUUCUACAACAUUAAGCUGCAUUCCCAUAUAAAGUGAUGCCUAAUUGCAAUGACAAGACACGUCCCUCUCAAAGAAAUAAAGCAUUUUCUCUUGUUCCCACUAGCACUAGUUCUUAGUCAAAAAAAUUAGAGUUAGAGAUUUCGUUUAUCAUGUUUAGAGAUUGAUAUUUUUACUUAGCUGACUGUCGGAUUUCGAGUCGAAUACAACCAAAUCAACCCUUUCUGGUGUAGUAUAGAGAAAACCGAACUCCAUGAGCGGUUCAACGAGCAGAAGCAAAAGAACGACAGCACAGCCUCCAAAAUGCGAAUAAAUAGACGUGGUGUGGCCGUUGCCGCAGCGGCAUCGGCCGUUGCCUAUCAGAACCCAGACCCGACUGCUUAUGUGCCUACAGUAGGUCUGAACGGGUUGCCGGUGUUCCCGGAUACACCGACGCCGUCCGAGAGCAGUACGGGUCCUAGGAUUGCGCUGCAGGAUACAAAGAAAGGAUCAGAGGCAGGAGGAAUAAAUGCGAAGUCAAAAGAGACUGCCACCGCAGCUGGAGAUGCCAACAGAAGCGGGCCUCAGCAUGCUGAGAAACAGGACACGGCAAAACGGAAUCUUGCAGCUGCGCCACCAGACGGCAGAACGCCAGGGAGCGACACUGUGUCAUCGAAAAGUCGGGACAAGGAAUCUCUCCCGCGGCGGUUCUUUGGCUCGCUCUUUGGAUACUUCGAGGAGCUUGCAAAAACGAGCGGAAAAUCCAAUCGACGUCUCACCUACGCCGGAAGCGGUAAGGGCAGAAACGCAGAAAGGCGGAAAGAAAAUGAGAGCCCAUGGGAUUACCGCGCCAUGUUAGCGGACCGUGCAGCGACGCGGGCCUCACCUGGUGGUGGAAGCCCGCAGGAUGUGAUCCAUGCUCGGGCAUUGAGACGAGCAGCGAUCGAGUUCUCGAAUAGAAAGAUGUUUGCUCUCUACGGUCACGCUUAUCGAUACCUAAAUCCACGUCACGGUGAGCCAGGAGAAGACAUUUAUCUCAGCCCGAACGAGGUCGCCUUGCUCAGCCUAGAGCGAUUCGUCGAAAUGCACAACCCAGAGACUGGAGAAACGGAACGCCGUAGCGGCGAAGAGGGAAGCACUGCAGCAAGAGCGGAACACAGCGGAGGUAAAGAAAAAAGAGGACUAGAAUCUGUGGAAAGUGACAUGGCUUCGCAGUCAUCACAAGCAGUAGCGAGCCACCCGUCUCCGUCGACAAAAAGGCUCGAUGAGAGCGCGACUAGUAGCAAAGAGAAUGAAGCUGUAGCACGCGAUGACGAAACGCGAGCUGCACAAGGCCACGGGCACAUUGCUUCCCAUACCGACCAGCAGAGUAAAUCAGCGGCAGCAGAGCAGGCGCGAAGACGGCGUCUAUACGAAAAUCUUGUAAAGGAGGCGAAAGAGAAAGAAAAGGGACACAAUCGGCCCCACAGUGCAUCACAAGCAAGUGUUGUAGCCGACCGAGCUCGCCGAUACUUGGAACAAAUCGUGGCGACUGCCAUGAUUGCCGAUGUGCAGAGUGGCGGUGUCGUAGACCAAAAGGAGUUGAAGAAUAGAGGACGAGGGGGCGAGCGACAGCGGACCGCGUCGAACCUAGUGCGCCGAGCGCUGUCAAUCUUGGAGACGCAGAUGAAGGAUACUUCCGAGCAUAAGAGUAGUGCCGCAGGUGCUGUGGGAGUUCCUGCAGAGGAUAAGAAGCAUGAGAAACUGUCGAAGACGUCUUCAGAUCCUGGAGCGGCACCGCGAAUACGGGAGGACGGCGCUGAGUCUGAAGCUAAGAAGAGGAUGCUUCAAGAGCAACUGAACGUCGACGACGCAUUGCAAUGGGCUGUGCAGGAGAAGCAAGCGCAAACCAUGCAAACGCUCGGGCAUCUCCACGAGUACCAUGAUGUCGAUCACGAUGCUUUCUAUAGUCAGCUGCAGGAGGUUGAACAGGUGUUGCGCCAUUUGCAGACCAAUGCUACCGCAAACAAUGCAACCACGACAACGACGACUACGACGGCCGGUUGCAAUGCGCGCAUAAAUUGUUGCGCGGACGUGAAGAGAAGUGUGAAGAUCCUUGCGGCGGAAUAUACGGAUUUGGGGUUGACAGCCGUGGCCCAGCAAACGUGGACGGACCUGUCCGAAACGCAGUGCGCGACAGUCGAUUGCGACUGCGUUGCGCUGGCAGCAUGGGUGGAAACGCAGUGUGUUUUCUACGUCGGCCAAAUAGUCUCGUCGCCUUCGGAAGUGCAGAAGUACUAAUCAUGGUUGUAACUAGAGCUAGACUUUGAGCCCGCGGCUUGCAACGUUUUCCUACUUACUGGUGAUGUUCUAAAAACCGUCACGCUCACAGUUGAUGUGAAUUGUUGACAAAUGAGGUAAAAGAAAUUAAUGUUGAAAUCAAGUAGUGUUGAAAACAGCACCUCUCGUUGCUUUUCGCGACAAAAUUCUACUCCACUCCAACAGCUAUUGCGGUAGUGCAGGAGGGACGCGAAAUUUGUUUGAAAAGGCAUACUGUCCAGCAGCAUGCGCCCCUGUUGAUUGUAACUCACAGGAGGGAAGGCAAUGUAUGCAGCAGUGCGGUGAUUACCUGAACUGUGAGUGCAGCAAUAGGCUAGGCAGUCAAAAUCCGCCACGUUGUGUGGGCGUCUUGGAAGUUGACGGGUCCGCUUGUUUCGAGCCUCCAGCUGUCUGUGCUAUGCACACAAUAUCCACCAGCGCAUGCGCUCCAUACCACUUCUGCCCUAAGAACCAGUGCUUGAUUCGCAAUCGUGUGUGCAUACCAGACGACAUGUGCCAGGGCGACGGAAUCUGUAUUUUAACCGCGUUUGCGUCCACCUCAAAAACCUAGUCGAUGAUAUUUUUACGUUUUGAUGACUACAGCAUUCAGUGAAGAUAGCUUCUACGCAAUGAUGUAUACACUCUCUCUUUCUGCGAAGAAAUGUUUAUCACCUUUGAAACGAAAGCAAAGAGACUGUUUUUCUUUCACUACUUCACACAGGUAUCCCAUCAACGGGUCAGUGCAUAUAUCCCAAUCUUCCGAGAGGGACGGAGUGUGAGGAUAACAUUUUUUACACAUACAACAAAACCUGCAACGGGAUGGGCAAGUGCAUAGGUAAUGCAAAUUAAUGAAUUAAAACCAGUUUUUCGACGAGCAAGUGCAUGACAGUAGUUCAUCAAGUCGUACUUCCAAAUUGUUGUGACAUCAUUUUUUAUGGCAACACUGGAACAGGGGUACUAGACGUGCAACUGCGAACAUAAUCCUAGUUCUUCGCUUUUUUCUGCAAUGAAUCCCGCUCACCCACCAGUAACCAAGAAUAGCUCUUUCUCCCUCAGGUUUGGUGAAUAUGUGCCAGCAGCACAAUAUUCAGUGUCGUUCUGGUGUCCCCGACUGUACGUUUCUCCCGGGGCAGUGUCAGCCUGAAACCGGGCGAUGCGUGUAUGAUUUUCGGCCAGACGAUACAGAAUGCGACGAUGGACGGCCGUACACUGUUGGCGAUCAGUGCCAAAAGGGACUCUGCGUUGGAACUAUCGUAGAUCUUUGCGCAUCCAUCAACUGUGCGCCUGUCCCAUGCGUGGACGAUGGCGGUUGUCAUGAUAUGUGCUAUGGAACAUGCGACCAAGCGUCCGGUGCCUGCAAAUACGAGCGAAAGCCGAAUGGGGUAUCAAAACUUCUCCAUUGAUAUUGAUCGGUGGAGUUCUUGAGGAAUCAGCAUGUUCGCGUUUUGGCGACUUGUUAAUUUUUACCCACUGUUCGGAAUUUUAGUGUAUUCGUUAGCCAAAACCUAAUCUCGUUGGCUACAAAAUACCUAAUCUCGUUAGCCAAAACCUCCCUGGUACUAUCACGAUCAGUUGUGUAGUCUUGAUAUAUUAUGGUUGACCACGAUGUCCUUGACCACGACGAAUGCCAAUCGUUGCGUCCAGCCUUCAGGUCCCAUGCGACGACAGACAGGGAAAUCUGCUCGCACGAAAUCCACGAUGCAUCGAUGGAGUUUGCGUUGGGGAUCCGUUCCACGGCAGCCCAAAUUAUCGUACCGUGGGUGAGGGACAGUGCGUUGAUGAACUUGGUACUGCGAUACUAGCAUUUCCGAUCAGGUUCAGGACCAGAAGCUGUAGAACAAGAGGAUAUUAACAAAAACACCAUCGCUGUUUUUCUUCUUCUUUUUUCCAUCAGGCUUCGUCAACUGCUGGUUGGUUCUACAGUUUUAUCAUGUCCCCAAGCGGAAACAGUUUUCAUGAAAGGACACUUUGACAUCGCCGACUACUGUUCUUCUUUUUGAAGGUUUUCGCAUGAAUGCCCAGCAGGGAGAUGUGGGCGAGGAAAGCGAGUGCAGACAACUGUGUACCGAAGAUAACCAAUGCAAGGGCUACAGUUUCGCGUUCCCAAUUUGCACCUUGUUUGGAACCGUACGGAGUACCACAGAUUUUGCCGGGUGGAACAUGCUGGAGGGAGAUCAGACACCCGCCUUGGAAAUCCAACGCGUUCUUGCGCCAAAACCUGGCGAGCCUGAAUUUGUGUGCAGAAAGAAGGACUACGUCGGCGACCCGGAAAGCAGUGGGUUUACUAUCUUGAACAUUCUCAUCGGCUGGGGCGGGUUCUCUGCAAUUUUCGGCAUUCUGUUGGCCUUCUACUUCCGAGAAACGAUCUGUGAAGCACUUAUUGACGGCAAAAACUCGAUGCUAGACAAAAAAGACCAACUUGUCGAAAAGUACAAAGCCGGACGGAAAGUGGAUCGUACUACAACCAAACUUCUUUGAUUUGGAUUUGUCAUUGUGUACUACCUCGUGGCAUUUUGCGCGUGUUGUACAACUUAAGUCCUAUCAAGAUGGAGUUCGACUUCGAGAUUGAGAAAGACAAUGAAAUUGCUAGGAUGAUUACGAUACAACGAUGAUAAAUCGAAAUAUUUGUUUAUUAGAAGCUUCCUGACAUCUUCCAGCACUGUUCUCUUUGCUUCAAGGCUUGUUUAUUACUAUUAGAAGCUUCAUUUGCUCUGAGUCUGAUUCUGAUUCACGUCACCUUUUUUCACUCCUACCUUCUAGCGUAUUUCGACGAAGGCGAGGAGCCGCCAGCACUCGGGGACGCCUCCGGUGUUUCACCAGAGUCUGCCAUACAGGAUGCAGCAGCAGCAGGUGAGAUCCAGGACAAAGAGAGUCCGAACGGGGAAGAGGGGGAAGAGUCGGGCAGCGAUGAAGGCAGCGCUAGUGCCAGCAUAGAAGAAAACACUGAGGCGAGACCGCCAAAUGAGACGGCAGAAGCGACGCCAGGAGCAGGAGUGGAGUCAUAAGUUUGAGAAGUUAUAGAGAUAGAGCAAAUUAUAAUCAGCAUGAGGACGGCACAUCCACAUUCUCGUAAUGACAAUCAAGACUUGCUAGUAACGGAAGCAUUAUUCCCGAAAUAUUGACUCGCUCUCGAAGCACGACGAACUGUUUUUCUCGAUGGAUGGUAACAAAUUAGAGUGCUCAAAGGAGCAUGCCCACGAUGGCUGUUGAUGCUACUUGUGCUUACUAGUGUUAUGGGAUUAGACGUUAUGUACAUGCAGAAAAUUCACCUGUAUAUAGACUUUGGCUUUGGGGGACUAUCACAAUCAAGCACUGUUGUCGUGCUGUAUGCUGUUUUACGGCCUGUAAAGUUUCAAAAACUGUAUGUAUCUACUUCGUUUUUUAUUCAUGAAAGAACAACUAUUCGAAAAACGGUGGACACACGACAGGCUGAUGUUUGUUUGUUCAUUCAAAAAAUGUGCAUGUGGAUUCGACAUGUCUUGUUGCUAGUGAAGAAUCAAUGUUGUGAUAUUCAUUUCUUGGGGGCUGUCAUUCAAAUCCUCGAUGACUGCGAUUCCGACCACUUAUGCCGCG